Messenger RNA from Cherax quadricarinatus, 5081 nucleotides. The record is from RefSeq and is a predicted model, not a curated record. NCBI's taxonomy places the organism in Eukaryota, Metazoa, Arthropoda, Malacostraca, Decapoda, Parastacidae.
CAGUUAAGGUGUGACAGAAAUGACCAGGGGCCACCUGGCCGGGCCACACCGUGUUGAAUGUGGAAACAUUCGUGGAUGUAUUAUGUGCAUCAUAAUCCUGUAUCGUAUCACUGACAGUCUCCAGGAAGACACUCUUCCUGCCGCGAAUAAUUACGGACUAUUGGCGAGUGAUAGCAGUCAGGCGACACGUGCCAAGUAGAUGACAAGAGAGAAGAAACUUCCAAAGUCAUCAGUCAAGCCAUCGAUAGUGACGUCUCUUUGACGUUGUAACGUCACCAGCUCCCAUUACAAUGAGCCGAGGAGGCUUGGAUGAGUGUUAUUCUGAGGAAAUGUGUGCUAUGCAUUCCUAUGAUAUCAAGAACUGUGGUUAUGACACCCGGUGCAAGAUGUCCGUUGGUGGAGGGUGUGGAAAUGACAGCGGUGGUCCCCUGCAAAUUAACACAGCAGGAAGAUAUGGAAGUAAGCUAUGUUGUGACACACACUCCUUGGCCACUGUCACUCCUAACAAUUAUCAAGCAGCUCCUUCCACAAUUACAAAGAGUACCUUAGGAGAUGGUUGCUAUGAUGUCACUCUAAAUGAUGGCACUAGUGGUACUUACGUUAAAACAAGUUUGCAAGACAUCACUGCAGACUCAUCUGCAACACCUAUUCGCCCUACUGAGUGCUCUUUUAGUGGAAAUAAAGAUAAACUUGUCCAUAAGAUUCCUACUAAUGAGGUCAUAGGACAUGGAACAACAGAUCUGAGUAAAGUUGAGCCUCGGAGUGAGGGAGCAGAGAUGGUGGGGGGUGCAGGUAUGAUGAGGGCAGGUGGACGACACCACUUGGUUGACAUUCAUGGAUUGGCAGUAUUCUUGCGGCAGUCUACCCGGUGUUUGUCAUGUCGAGCCUCCCGCUGCCUUUACAUCACUGGCACCAUCUCUGCCCACCUGGCAGCUGUCACACAGGUGAAAAUAACCUGUCAAAAGUGCCACUAUACUACAUCGCAGGCCCUUUCCCGGCCUGCUGCUGCUUCAGACGAGCCGGGUUCACCUCACCCCACCUCUCUGCAGCCUACCCCACCCUCAGACAGUCAAAGUCCCCUCCAACCCACUCCAUCUAAUGACUUGCAUCCCUCAUUGUCGUAUAUAGCAACCAUUCACCAGAAUUCAUUCAAGAAACCCACAGAAAAGCAAGUACCUCCUGUAGCACUCCCUCCUACCUCCAAAGCAAAUGGAACAACCAACCAGCAAGCUUUACAAAAUGGACCAUCCAACAAACUGCUGUCUUUGUUGUCUCUGCCUCCCUUGCAACCUUUGGAGGAAGUGUGUGUGAAGGAGGAAACACCAUCAUCACCCCAGAUCACCAGCUCCUUCCACACUGUACAGACAUCAGCCACACUUGCAGAUGCUCAUAAAUUUCUCCCUUGCCAUGAGAGGUGUGACAUAACACACAGCUGCAGUCACUCUGCCUCACCUCCACCCUGCCUAGAUCUUCACAAUAAAAUAAUUCCCCUGAACCCCUCCAAUGAAAUAAGGGUGACCAAGGGGCUUCCAGAGAGUCAAAAUUCUACAACAACACACUCGUCGGACCACCUUCAUACACCACAAGCAGAUAGUUCCUUGCCUCAGGUAUCUUCUUUAUCUUCCUCAAGUUCUGAUGCUUAUUCAUCUGCCCCAGCUACCCCUUCUUGUACUUCAUCAUUAUUUCCAAAUUCUGGCCCCUCAUUACUUAAGUUGCUGUCUUCCACAAUGUUAUCACCUCCAUUACCAUACACAUUACCCCUUUAUUCAGCUCUAUUUCAGCACAGUCUUGCACCUGACCCUCUGCUGGAAACAUAUGAAAUAAAGAGGAAAGUAGAAAAAGGCUUGGAGGAAUCUUUACGCCUGGUGAGACACAUGAUCCAACAGGGAUCCUCCUCUCAGUCUUCAGUCACAGCAUCACUAAGAGAAGCAAAACUGACAGGAAACAAGGAAGAUGUACAAGAGAAUUCUCAAAAUCUGUCCAUACCCGCACUUGCAGAUUACAAAGAUUUUAAGAAUUUCAAUCAAAUGUCCAGCAACUUCAGUUUACAAUCAACAGAAGUGGAUAAUUUAGAUACACAUAAUUUUUCCAAGAGAUGUAAUGAAAAAUAUCUCCAUGAAGACAAUAGUAAAUCAGCACAUGACAAAUGUUUCUUUAAGAACUUCAUUGGUAAUAGAAGUAAGCAUACAAAAAAGAGCAGACCAAAAAGACGAUCAAAGCUUAAAGGCACUGGAAAAAAGCGAUCUCAUAAGGAAGAUCAUGAACAUGGUGAAAGAAAACGAAUGAAAUCAUGCAAAAAGCAUAAGGAUAACAACACACAAUCUUUUCCUUCCACAAAAGAGGAGGGCAAGGACUCGGUAGAUAUUUUGCGCAAAUCUCUACCUGUAAUUCAUGUUCGUCUUGUUGGCUCCGAGUUCAAUAUUCAAAAUGAAGGAAGGGAAUACAGUGUUACCAUACCUGGCGACUGCACUUCACUUGAUAAGAGGAAAGAAUGCAAACAAGUUUCUGUUGAUAAAUAUGGCCUCAAAAAUGAAAAGUCAGGAGAGAUGAUUGAAUCACGGGUAAAUUUAUCACCUAACCAAGCAACAGAAUGCACUCAUGACAGAACAGUGCACAGAUGCAAAUCAAAAAUUCAUAAUGUGUCUGAUGUGAGUACCUCUUCCUGUUGCAGUAGUUCAGAGCUCUCCAGUCAGUGUAAACAAGAACCUUUAAAUUUUAAUUGUAAGUGUAACUUAUUAACAGUGGGAAGCCUAGGACAGUCUUACACUGCAAAACCAUUACAGGAUGGAUGCUGCAGUAGAAGACAGCAAAAGAAAGAGUCAAGUUCUUCUGGGGUUCAGACACUGGAUGCUAAAGCUGGACUUAGAGAAUUAGCAAAUUUCCUUGAUAGAAGCACCAGCAAAGAAAAUGAAGCUGGAAACUUUGAUAUAUCUAAUGAAAUUAUCGAUAACUUAGAAAGAAACAUUAAGGUUGUAAUGCGUAAAAACUCCAUGAAGAUGGCCAUACAAUCUUUACUCAAGAAAGAUGCACAAAGAAAACCCAAAGUUCAGUUAUAUAGGGAGCCAAAAAUUGCAGGAGAGAAUGAGGUAGAAGUCCAUGCAGACUUGCAUGAUAUGGAAAGAGAAGUGAGAGGUUGCUGUUUCCAGGAAGAUGGCAACAGCAUGUCCUGGAGAUUUCAUGAUCUUCUGUCCAGUGACACUGGCUCCAGUUCCGACUCCGACACAAGUGAUGGGCAACUCGUUAUUGAUACAGAUGGCUAAAAUACACAAAUAACCCGCACAUAAAAGAGAGAAGCUUACGACGACGUUUCGGUCUGACUUGGACCAUUGACAAAGUCACACUGUAUCGUUCACACGGUAUUGUGCCUUUUUUGUUAUUGAUGGCUAAAAUGUCUCUUAAGUAAUUCUGAGUGUGUGUGUGUGUGUGUGUGUGUGUGUGUCAAAUAUUGUGAGUAGAUUAUAAUUGGUAUAUCUUUAAAAUUGAACAAUAAACUACAUGUGAAUAAACGAUUUAGCAUAGGUAUGCACCAUAGUAAAAUCUGUAGUGAAGGCUUUGUUACACAUCAGUGCUAGUCAUAUUUGGGUGUGAUAUUUCUUCUUAGGUACAUAUAAAUAUCUCUUUAAAAGAGUAGAAUGAAAAGAAGUGUUUUAUCUGCAAGCUUGAUAUUUACUUUUUGAUCAUCUUGUAUAAUAAAGAAACUUAAAUGUAAGUUAACAGUUGUCAUUUGUGACAAAAGACAAUGAGUAGCUUAGGAGCAUCAGUUUGUAGUAGUACACACAUGUAGUUCUUCAAAAAAGUGAGGAUAACGUAUUGUAUAUUGCUGCUUCACCUAUUAAUAUUCUGGGCAAGGCCAACAACCAAGAGAAGGUAUGCACAAUCAGUGGAAAUCCAUUUAGUGCAUGUUUAGCAAUUUGGCCUGACCAUAAUGCUUUUUGAGGUUUCUUUUUUUAAAAAGCUGGACUUAAAUACUGUAUAUUGCAUUUUUUUUAUCUGGUCAUGCCCCCUCUGUGAGUGGCAUCUUCCAUGUUGGAAAGUAGCUAGAAUGUUUAUUACUAACCUAACACUCCUGUACUUACUGUUGCACACAAUAAUAUUUGGAUGACUUUCAUUCAGUCAUAUGAGCAAGUCACUUUCCAUCCAUUGUCUCCAGUAUCAAAGGUGCAACAAUACAAGGUUAGUCAUUCAUAAAAUGUAGGUUUGACUGUCUUCAAAGAUGUUGGUGAAUAGAUCUUGAGCCAUGAAAUUGAAGCUACUCUUUUCUUCAGCAGAUCAAACUUGAAUACCUCCUCUUCCCACGUGCUGUGUGACUCCCAUGGGAUCAGUAACAUACACAGUAUAAUAUUAAUAGGACCCCACCAGACGUAAGUCUGACCUAUUUUUGGGUUAUCCUUGUAGGUAAUUUACACAUGUCAUUAUGUAUGAAAAUUGUACUUAUGUGUACCUGUACCUAAAUAAACUUACUUAGGUUUGACUUUUGGCAAUAGCCAGGCUUCUUGAGGUGUAAUUGAUUGUAAGCUUAAGUAAAGCUGUUCAGGGUGAUUAUUAUUAUACUCAUGGGGAAAUGCUGAACUUGUAGGGGUCAUAUAGCAUCCAGGAGUGGGAGGUAAUCUGCUAUGAUUACUGGAAGGGGAUGCUAGCUCCAUUUCCAUAAAUCAAGAGCCCUUCACCAGUAAGGCACUCUUCCCUCCUUCAGGGGACUUAGUGAUAACUUUGCCAAACAAGUUAACAUUCAUUUAGAAUGUUUAGUAAGUUUAUGUCAAGUAUAUUGUAUUGAAUUUUGCAUGAUUGAUGGUACAAGUACUGGUGAUGCAUGCACAAUACUUUUAUUAGUAUAGAUGUUGGUACUCUUGCUGUUUGUUGAUAAUGCUUGUAUAUGGAAAUAAAUGGUAUAAAAUACCGACACAAGGGAAAUAUGAACACACAUGCAGUAUAAUGUGAUCCUUUAUCGACAACGUUUUGCCCACACAGUGGGCUUUUUCAAGUCACAGACAGAUCUACCUGGGGUGGAAGGUAUGCGAGUAUUUAUAGUCAGGUUCAGAAUGCUGGGUCAGGUGGAGAAUGCUGCAUGUGAUGAUCUGUAA